AUGGAUGAUGAUAGAAAUAAUAGCACAUUGCCUGAUGAAAUCCUUUACAACAGUCUCUCUUUUCUACCCACAGAACAAGCUGUUGCAACAAGUGUUCUUUCAAAGAUAUGGAGACCUCUCUGGCUUUCCCUCACCAAUAUCAACCUAGAUUAUGAAAGCUAUUUGGAGAGGUUUAGAUCCUAUUCUGGCUUGAAGAGUAUGAUUAAGAAAACAUUUUAUGAACGUGGUGUGCACCGCCGUCCCAUUGAAAGGAUCAGCAUCAGAGGUCUGCCUUCAUGUAAACGGCCUGACUUCCUUGCCAUGAAGUUGGAAGACGAGACUGGCCUUGACAUGCUGUUUUUCUCGCCUUUUGUGAUGCCACUCCCUAUUUUUAGCUUCAGAGCCCUUGAUUUUCUCAAAUUGAAAGUGAUUUCCAUAGAAUUUGGCUUUUAUGGUCGUACUAUUAACUUUCCCUUGCUCAAAACCCUGCAUUUGAAUGAUGUUGCUUUUUUUGAUGACUCGCAUUUUGUGAGGAUGCUUAAUGGUUGUCCAUUUCUUGAGGAUUUGGAAGCACAUGAUAUACUUUUCAAAGGCUGGUCAUUUGAGCAAGAGUACUGUAAAGAUUUACCCAAGUUGGUGAGGGCAAGUAUCUCUGGAGCUUCUAAUUCUUAUAUUCCCUUGAAAGCGUUACGUAAUGUGAAGUUUCUGCGCUUUGAACAGGGUGCUGUGGAAGUUCCAAUGUUUGGCGAUGAUAAGUUGGGAGCUUAA
Molecule: messenger RNA, 747 nt
Organism: Lotus japonicus
Lineage: Eukaryota; Viridiplantae; Streptophyta; Magnoliopsida; Fabales; Fabaceae
Product: F-box/LRR-repeat protein At4g14103-like
Exons: 2
Coding region: 1-747 (248 amino acids)
Molecular function (GO): protein binding
Source: RefSeq, a predicted model, not a curated record